AUGGCUGGUACUCACAGGGGUCUCUCUAUGCACCCUGACCUGGCAAACGAGUCGGAACUCAGCAUUGCACGGGACCAGCACUCUCGAAAUGCAAGAAACGCCGACUACAAGGCCAUGUUGAAUGCCCGGGUUGCUGUCAAGCGGACAGUUGGGUAUUCAGUUGCAAGCGAUCAGGAGAAGGAGAGACUGCUCCAGGCCGCAAUGGCUGAGGCUUCUGCCAGACGGCUUCAGAACCGUCAGGACCAUGACUCCAAGAUGGCCGACUUUGACAACGGUAUCAGAAAAAAGAAAACCAGCGUGCCCAUCAAGGCCUUCCUUGAAAGCACAGCCGCUGCAAACCGCCGAGGUCAAGCUCUGCCCUCUAUGGAUACUGAAAAAUUCGCCACCUCAAGGGCUGCCACCGGGCAUCCACUCUACCCCACGCCUUCUACAGCAUUCAGUGCCAUCUUUCGAAGCAUCGAGGCCGUCCCUCGCGGGCCUGGAAUGGCCAAUGCCCCUCUGGAGCCCGUCCAAGUUAUGGACAUCUCCCGCCCUCCAUCGACACGGUCGUUCGCCCGCCGCACAACAGGUAUGACAAGCAAAACGAGAACGACAGGAGAAACAGCUUCUGCUGCGAGCAUGGCUCAGGACUCGCGCACAUCUUCCUCCGCCGAAUCUGUGUCUCCUUGUAGUGGCCAACGAGUCACCAUAAAGAGGCCCAGUAUGGUGGCCACGUCUACACAGCCCGACUCACCGCCCAUCUCACUGAGCAACCAUGAAAGGGGCCCGGCCAGUGUUUCAAGCAUGGGUAGCAAUGACGCCCGCGCCAAGAAGAGAAAAUGCACCGGCACAGAUGACGACGCCUCAGACGAUGGCAAGCGCCUCCAACCGAGUAUGGAAACCCAGUUCGAAGCCCUGCGCAACGUUGUGCAAAACCUCAGCGGCCAGAUGAGCCAGCAGCGUAACAGCAUCGAGGCUUUGCAGCACCGCAGCAGCCAGCCCCGAGAUAGUGGUAGUGGCUCGCCUGUGGUGGUUUAUCAGUCGAGCAGCUUCAAUGCGCAGGUUCAAAACCUCAACCAGCUUGCCAAAGCUCAGCAUGAGGCGGCCCUCACCCUGAUUCAACUGACGUAUCCACGCAUGGCUGCCGCUCUCGACCGACUCAACGAAGCGACUGAGGCAAUAGUGGCCCGGGUCAGGGCAUCAGGGGUGCCUGAAGAUGAGAUUGCAUCCGAGACUGGCGAGUUUAGGAUUGCUAUGGACUGUAUUUUGGAUCUACUGGAUGGUCAGAACCGGGUCCGAUAG
Pyricularia pennisetigena is the source of this 1281-nucleotide messenger RNA. RefSeq lists its product as uncharacterized. NCBI's taxonomy places the organism in Eukaryota, Fungi, Ascomycota, Sordariomycetes, Magnaporthales, Pyriculariaceae. Bases 1 to 1281 code for a protein of 426 amino acids. The record is from RefSeq and is a predicted model, not a curated record. The transcript is spliced from 2 exons.